Ectocarpus sp. CCAP 1310/34 is the source of this 1979-nucleotide messenger RNA. Lineage: Eukaryota; Phaeophyceae; Ectocarpales; Ectocarpaceae. The record is from the annotation of a GenBank genome assembly.
CCUCCCUGAGAUAAGGAGCAAGAGCAACAACUGCGCUCAAUUGUGCUUGAGUGCCGCAUAACAGGUGUGUGAAAUGGUUCGCACUAAGGGUAACGUGGUGUUGAGCGCAGUGCGAGAUCAGAUCGAUUGCCUGAAGCGUUCUUCUCGUCAAAAUGCCUGGGGUAUUCAGGCGAGUUUGCAAGAGCCCGUGACGGGGGGCUUCGCCCAGAGCGAGGACAUCGUGGUGAGCGUGUUCAUCCCGUACUGCGAGUCCGGGGCGGAGUGGGAGGUGGUCAUCGACGGGGACGCGCCGGAGAGGAGCCCCGACCUGGUGCCGUUCCCGUCUACCGAAGGCGACGUCAACAGGGGGUUUACGCAGGGCAUGCACGAGGCGUACAACACGUACCGCUUGGCCUCCCUGGACAGCCUUAAGAAGUGGGACCUUUUCAGACGUCCCAGCUCUCUUGCCGCCCUCGCUUUGGACAUCAAGCAACUCCGACGAAAACACGAAAUACAAAAGCUGGAGAAUUCGCCGCUCGCGAGCGCCAUGAGCUUCCACUUGGACUACUUGCGAGACCGGCAGGAAGACGUAGAGUUGCUCGUUUCGAGGGCAGGGGUGCGCCUGGCGUUCCCUCUCUGGCCUGAUCCGACGACGGCCGCCGCUACGGCAUCGACAGCAGCACAAGCAGGGGCAGAGGCAGUAGAGGGAGAGGGCGGGGGUGUAGAUGUUGAGGGCGAAGGGCCGAUGUUCGUCUACGGCCGAGCGGGGGUCAGGCUGCGGAUGGAGUGGACGCAAGUUGAUGGCAAAAGACCACCAGACGUCCGAGUCUUGUUUCCGCAGGAGGCCCAAGGCCUCACGAUGGGGUUCCGCCAACCGCCGUGGACCUCGGAGACGAAGCUCGGCGACUACCUGUCCGAGGCCCAGGCGGCGGUGGUGAAGCCGUGGUCGGAGCGGAAGAACCUGGUGGCGAUGCUCGCCAAGCGGUACAACGUGCUCGAGUACGACGCGCGGGACUUCACGAUGCUCCACCUCUUCAUGAAGGUGAAGGUGGAUAACUUGAUAUUCCUCCGGAUCCUCCGGGUGGACAUCGGCCCCGACUUCCCCAAUUGCCCGCCGCAGCUGACCCUGUGCGACUCCCUCUCGGAAAAGUCUUGGUCCCUGGACAGAAGGGACUACCGCUACAGCCCUCGGUGGGACACGGCCAGGAUGGCGACCGCGCUGUACACCCACGCGGUGGACUCUCUCUCGAAGCUGCGCGAUUGAUCCCAUCCAUAUAAUCGUUACAACAAUGUACCAUCUAAGAUUGAUUGCCGAAGACGCUCCGCCUAUUGCACUGCAUGGAGACGCAACGCCAAAUAGGGGGGAUCUUUUGAAAUUGGCGGUGCUUCCACCUAGGGUCGGACCUAGGCUUAGAAAGGCGCAGGCCGGAGUGAAAAUGUACCACCACGUUCUUGCAUGGUGUUUACCGUGCAGUGUAAAUAUUUCAUGGCAAGAGUGUGCUGCUUCGUUUUGUUGGUAGUUGUCCUCGUUUGGCGUUCAAAAUGUUUGUCAGAGUCUUGUUGCCGUGGUUCUGUGUUUUUUCGUCGUGUUGGCAACCACCCGGCCUCCGAGCUCGCGAGGCUUGUUUGUGUCUCGAUUGACUUCGGUGAACGUGAUUGGAUACUGGCCAUAUGCAUAUGUCGUCGAUACUUUUUGGUGCUCCAACGGGCAGAGGAGGGUUUGAGAUUGGGAGCCUGUGGCACGACACUCGCUCUCGUUUCCGUCUUGCAAGGCGGAAGGUUUUCUAUGCCGGAGGAAAGAGACAGAGAGAUGGUGCGCUACCAAAAAGCAGGCAGGCCCAUUCCUCUCUGGCACGGCUGCUUCGUUAUGUGUUCUCCGUGAAGUGCGAACGAGCUGAGGAAAUGUUGUCGGCCCUGCAACUACCCGUGAAUACCGUCGUUCGCGAGUAAUCUACCUUCUGCGCCACAUUAGUCUAGAAGCACGACGCGGGCGCUGUGUU